AUGUGCUCUGCAGACGAAGAGUGCACCUUCGUUCGAUUUCAUGAGAGUUCUUGCACCGUCUUCGGAGAAGGUGAUGAGCUGCAAAAAGUAGAAGCAGGAGAAAGCGUUUUUGCAUACUCCUUCGAAACGGUUAAGGCAGUUUGUGGGGAAACAGUGACUGUUGCCACUCCUCGAAGCCUUAAUCGUGAAUUGACAACAAUGCCGGAAGUCUUGUGCGAUAGCGAUCCAAGUUUAAAGCCCAUCGCUGGACCGGCUGGACCUUUCAACUGUAUGAAUAACGGAUUGGAUUGGCACGCUAGUCCCACUGCUAUUUUGGUCAAGGAUGUGCGUGGAUCAGACGAUUUCAGGGAGUUUAGCAUCAAUGUCAGCGAUAUGACUUCGUGGAACCGCCAAGGUUACGUGUUCUCCAGUUAUUGCCAGCAUGCAACAUAUGCUGUGGCAGAGUACUACGAUAAAAAUAAUCCAACUAUAUAUUUUUAUGGUGUUCAAAAACAAACAGGACUAUCAAUUGAGUUUCCUCCAACAUAUUUCGAAGAUACUUUCUUGCUUCGUCGAAACUUCACCGUUUUCUUUGUGAGCAAUGUGCUCUGCCCCCCAGUGACUCAAUAA
Cylicocyclus nassatus is the source of this 609-nucleotide messenger RNA. NCBI's taxonomy places the organism in Eukaryota, Metazoa, Nematoda, Chromadorea, Rhabditida, Strongylidae. The record is from the annotation of a GenBank genome assembly.